This is a messenger RNA of Eremothecium gossypii ATCC 10895, 4536 nucleotides long. RefSeq names its product pleiotropic drug resistance family ABC transporter. The record is from RefSeq and is marked provisional. NCBI's taxonomy places the organism in Eukaryota, Fungi, Ascomycota, Saccharomycetes, Saccharomycetales, Saccharomycetaceae. Gene Ontology annotation, molecular function: ABC-type transporter activity; ATP binding; ATP hydrolysis activity. Gene Ontology annotation, cellular component: membrane. The transcript has a single exon. Bases 1 to 4536 code for a protein of 1511 amino acids. Gene Ontology annotation, biological process: xenobiotic detoxification by transmembrane export across the plasma membrane.
AUGAGCGACGAGCAGUGCCAAUCAGAUCAUCAGUGGCCAAUGGAGUCUUCAAAGGUACCGCCGGCAGGUCUGAGCCUGUCCCGAGUGAGUACAGGCGCUAGUACGAGCGCGGACCCCGCGCAUCGGCCCUAUGUGGGCCUCGCGGAGGACCGCGAAGAGCAAGAAGUAAUCCGGUCGCUUGCGCGGACCCUGAGUGGUUCGUCGGGCGCGGCCGGGCGCGACUACCAAACGGGUACGGCGGACGAGUUAGCGUUUUUCGGCGCUAACAGCGAUCCGCGGCUGGACCCAGAAUCUGGGGAAUUCGACUCACAGUUCUUCGUGCGCACGCUGCGCAAGCUGUAUAUGAGCGACCCCGACCACUACAAGCCUGCGGAGCUGAGUGUUGUGCUUCGGAAUCUGCGUGUGUGCGGUGAGGCUGCGGACACGGAUUACCAGGCGACGGUUGGAAACUGGCCGUGGAAAACGGCGCGCAGUUUGUACGACAUGACGUUCAGGCGCGGCCACACCAAGGCCGAGUUCGACAUCCUCAAGCCGUUGGACGCGGUGUUCGAGGCGGGCCGGCUGUGCGUGGUGCUUGGGCGCCCUGGUGCGGGUUGCUCGACGCUGCUGAAGACGGUGGGCGCACGGACCUACGGGUUUAACGUCGCGCCCGAGUCUGAGGUCAGCUACAGUGGAUUCACGCAGAAGGAGAUCAGCAAAAACCUGCGCGGUGAGGUGAUCUACUCUGCGGAGAUGGACACGCACUUUGCGUCUCUGCCCGUCGGAUACACGUUGGAGUUUGCGGCGCGGUGCCGCUGUCCGCAGGUGCGUCCAGGGGGCGUGAGCCGGGAGACGUACUACAAGCACUACGCUUCUGCGGUGAUGGCAACGUACGGGUUAUCGCACACACGUAACACCAAAGUGGGUAACGACUAUAUCCGUGGUGUGUCCGGUGGUGAGCGUAAGCGUGUGUCGCUUGCAGAAGUCACCCUGGCAGGUGCCAAGGUGCAGUGCUGGGACAACUCCACCCGUGGUCUGGACUCUGCGACCGCGCUGGAAUUUGUGCGUGCGCUGAGGGACAAUGCGCACGUGAUGCACACGACACAGUUGAUUGCCAUCUACCAGUGUUCCCAGGACGCGUACGAUCUAUUUGACGACGUGCUGGUGCUAUAUGAGGGUUACAUGAUCUACUUCGGGCCACGCGAGUUCGCUAAGGACUACUUCUUGCGCAUGGGCUGGGCGUGCCCUCCACAACAGACGUCUGCUGACUACCUGACGUCGGUUACGUCGCCUGCUGAAAGACAACCACGGCCAGGCUACGAGGAUAAGGUGCCUCGGACAGCCAAGGAGUUCUACGACCGCUGGAUGGCAUCGCCAGAGCGCGCUGCCGUUCAGGAGCGUAUCAACAUGCACAUGGCAGAUUACGAGACCGGUGUUGCCCGUCAGCAAUUGAAGGAACAUCACAAAAGCCGUCAGGCCAAGCAUAUGCGUCCAUCUUCGCCUUACUUGAUUUCCUUCUACAUGCAAUUCCGCGCUGUUGUGGAUCGUAACUUGAAGCGGCUCGGCGGUGACCCAUGGGUGUACCUGUUCAAUAUCCUUUCGAACACGAUCAUGGGUCUGAUCCUUGCCUCCUGUUUUUUCAAUCAGAAAGAAGAUACCGCGUCGUUCUUCUAUCGUGGCUCUGCGCUUUUCACUGCUGUUUUGUUCAAUUCGUUUUCUUCUAUGUUGGAGAUCAUGUCUCUGUUUGAGGCCCGUGCAAUUGUGGAAAAACACAAGUCGUAUGCUUUCUAUCGCCCUUCUGCUGAUGCUUUUGCUUCGAUCUUUACGGAACUACCGUCUAAGGUUAUAACCUGUGUCUCUUUCAAUAUACCGUUCUAUUUCAUGGUGAACUUGAGAAGAUCUGCAGGAGCCUUCUUCUUUUACCUCCUAAUAUCUAUGACUUCCACCUUUGCAAUGUCGCAUUUGUUCCGUACUCUCGGUGCUGCCACGACUUCGCUAUACGUGACUAUGUUGCCCGCUUCGAUUCUAUUGCUUGCGAUAUCCACGUAUGUCGGUUUCGUUAUUCCUCAGAAGAACAUCGUGGGGUGGUCCAAGUGGAUCUUCUACUUGAACCCAAUUGCGCGUUCGAUGGAAGCCAUGGUUGCUAACGAGUUCGAUGGGCGCACUUUUGAGUGUUCGCAGAUGAUGCCUUCUGGUCCUGCUUACGAAAAUGUGCCCCUUGCCAACAAGGUCUGUGUUGCCGUGGGGUCUCUACCUGGUGAGACCACCGUUUCUGGUACACGUUACAUGGAACUUUCCUACGAUUACUUGGCCAAGCAUAAAUGGAGAAACUGGGCCAUCGUUCUUGCCUAUGCAAUUUUCUUCUUGGGUCUUUACCUGUUAUUAAUUGAGUAUAACAAGGGUGAAAUGCAGAAGGGUGAAAUGGCCGUGUUCCUUCGGUCGACCCUGAAGAAAAUAAGAAAGCAGAACAAGGCCGUUAAAGGCGACGUCGAAUCUGGUAACGCGCAGGGCAAAGAAUCUAGUACCAUAGACUCUGACCAAUCUCGGGAACUGAUCAAGAAAAUUGGCUCUGAUAAGAUUUUCCACUGGCGUAAUGUUUGCUACGAUGUUCAGAUUAAAAAGGAGACCAGACGUAUCUUGACCAACGUCGAUGGUUGGGUGAAGCCUGGGACCCUAACUGCCCUGAUGGGCUCCUCCGGUGCUGGUAAGACGACUUUAUUGGAUGUUUUGGCUAACCGUGUCCGUGUGGGUGUUGUUACCGGUGACAUGUUUGUCGAUGGUCUACCUAGAGGCGCAUCUUUCCAACGUAACACCGGUUACUGUCAACAACAAGAUCUUCAUGGGUGCACCCAGACUGUUCGCGAUGCAUUGAAAUUUAGUGCUUAUUUGCGUCAGCCGCAAUCCGUGUCAGAGGCUGAAAAGGACGCUUAUGUUGAGGAUAUAAUCAGAUUGCUGGAGAUGGAAGCCUAUGCGGAUGCCAUUGUUGGUGUGACUGGUGAGGGUCUAAAUGUUGAACAGAGAAAGCGUCUCACGAUUGGUGUAGAACUUGUUGCCAAGCCUGAGUUGCUAUUGUUUUUGGAUGAGCCUACAUCUGGGUUAGACUCGCAAACUGCUUGGUCCGUCUGUCAGCUCAUGAGAAAGCUAGCGAAUCACGGACAAGCAGUUCUGUGUACCAUUCACCAGCCUUCGGCCAUUUUGAUGCAGGAGUUUGACCGUCUAUUGCUCUUGGCUAGCGGCGGUAGAACUGUUUACUUCGGUGGACUAGGUAAAGGAUGUGCAACUAUGGUUGAGUAUUUCGAGAAACAUGGAUCGCAAAAAUUCCCUGAAGGAUGUAAUCCUGCAGAAUUUAUGUUGGAGAUUAUUGGUGCCGCUCCUGGAUCGCAUGCUCUUCAAGACUAUCACGAAGUUUGGAAGAACUCUGAGGAGUACCGUUCUGUUCAAGAGGAGUUGUUGAGAAUGGAGACGGAAUUGAGCAAAAAGCCAAGAACCGAGAGCCCAGAGCAGAACAGAGAAUUUGCUGCCUCCCUAUGGUACCAGUAUAAGGUUGUUAGUAAGAGAGUCUUCCAACAAUACUGGAGAUCACCAGGUUAUUUGUGGAGUAAGAUUUUUAUGGGUACAUUCUCCGCUCUCUUCAUCGGUUUUUCGUUCUUUAAAUCUAAGUCAUCGAUGCAAGGUAUGCAGAAUCAGAUGUUUGCAACUUUCUUAUUCUUAUUGAUUAUCAACCCAUUGAUUCAGCAGAUGUUACCACAAUAUGAGGAGCAAAGAGACUUGUAUGAAGUGAGGGAGAGACAUUCGAAGACAUUUUCUUGGAAGGCGUUCAUCUUAUCUCAGUUAACUGCAGAACUCCCAUGGGCUAUAUUUGUCGGUACACUAGCAUUCUUCUCUGUUUACUAUCCAGUUGGGUUUUACAAUAAUGCAGUUGAUACAUCGGAUCGGUCUGAACGUGGGUUCCUCUUCUGGUUAUUGGCAGUGUGUUAUUAUAUCUUUUCAGCUACCUUCGGAUACUUCUGUAUCGCACUUUUGGGAAGCCGUGAAUCUGCAGCGAUGUUUGCGAACUUUGUCUUCAUGAUCUGGACAGUCUUCUGUGGUGUUCUAGUCAAUGGUGACAACCUGCCACGCUUCUGGAUCUGGGCCUACCGUAUCUCUCCAUUGACCUACCUGGUGUCUUCAAUUAUGUCAACAGGUAUGGCGAAGGCUAAAAUCCAGUGUGCUCCGGAAGAAUUAGUCAAAUUCAUUCCACCAGCGGGUCAAACUUGUGAACAAUACCUCCGGCCAUUCCAAAGCUAUGCUCAAGGUACUGCGCUUCUAAACCCUACAGCCACCGACCUGUGCACUAUGUGUCCUAUGCAGAGCUCAGAUACUUUCCUUGCAGGAUUAGGCAUUUACUACAAAAACAGGUGGAGAGACUGGGGUAUCUUUAUGGUCUUCAUUUUUACGAACAUCGCCGGUUUCAUUCUAUUCUACUGGUUCUUGCGUGUUCCUAAAGCCACAGGUGUAACCAUCAAGAAGGCCACCAAUGAGGAGGAGGACGAGGAGAAAGGUCAGCAGCGCAAGUAA